AUGUUCUACUGUUCGUCUAACCAAACGAAAAUUUAUCCACCGAUGAGUUUCGACGUUUACAAUCACGCGAUUAUUCCCAAGUUUAAUACUCGCGGACAACUUUCGUUCCGAUCGAUCAUCAGCGAUCGCGAGGAGUCAGUCAGGCUGACUCAUCGUCCUUUGGAUCAUGAAGACUUCCGCGUUGCACUCCCUAGCUUCAAGGUCGCACGAAUCGGUCGCUCUGUUGGUUUACUGCAGGCAAAUCAGGCGGGUCCAGGCGGCGCGGUGGCUGUUGAACCCGUCCCAAUAGCGGCUACUUGGCAACCGACCAGCCUGCCGGCCAGGCCAAAACGACCAUUUCAAAAAUGCAGAUCACGUGGACGAUUGGACGUGUACAAAUAA
This is a messenger RNA of Heterotrigona itama, 381 nucleotides long. NCBI's taxonomy places the organism in Eukaryota, Metazoa, Arthropoda, Insecta, Hymenoptera, Apidae. The record is from the annotation of a GenBank genome assembly.